CGCGGAAUUCCCAACGCCGCACCUUCACCGCCGGGCUCCCCAGUCCAAUCCAACCCAACCCCAGUCCGGCGACGGUUCCGGUACGUUUGCCCCCGUUUCCAGGGGCUCAAUCCCACCAUCUCCUCGCCCGCUUCCCCGCCCCCCAAAAUCGCGUUGCGGGAUUUUUUGUUUCUCCUCCCUGAUUUUUUUCCACGCGUUCUUCUACCAGGGCAGCGCGCGAUCGGAUCGUCGCGGGUUCGGCUUCUCGUCGAACGGCGCGGAUUCCUGCCCCCGAUCGGAGGGCGUCGGCUGCGGCGCCUCGGCGUCUGAUCUGCUGCGGUCGGCUUCUUCUUGGGAGAGGAGUGGGAUGGACGGGGAAGCGAUCCGGAUGGGUGGCGGCAACUUGGCGCCCGCCUACCUCUCCGGCGCCGCCACCGCCACCGCCAUCACCAUGCAGGAUCCGAACCAGAACCAGAACCAGAACCAGAACCAGAACCAAAGCCAGUUCCUGUUCAGCGCCAACUCCACGGCGCUGCAGCUGUUCGGAAGCGCCGCGGUCCCCACGGUUGGUCCUGCUGGUUAUAUAAAUUACACUGGAAACACCCACCUUCCUGUUAUGAACCAAGCAAGUACUUCAAACAUCGGCGCAGGGAAUGAGAACUUGCUGAAGCUUCAGGUGCCAUUGAGCGACUAUCACCAACAGAGUGCUGGCCGGUUAGCACGUGUUGGCAAUCCGGGUGCUGUAUCGACUGGUCUAAGGCUGUCUUACGAGGACGAUGAGCGCAAUUCGUCCAUCACAUCUGGCAGCGGUAGCAUGGCCUCGUUGCCUGCCACGAUGUCCUGUGUCGAUGGUUUCAUGGCUGAACUGGACAAGGAAAGCAAAGAGAUUAACUUCUACUUGAGACUCCAGGCAGACCAAAUCUGCAAGCGGAUGAAGGAGGCGAACCAGCGGUGGAUGGUCUCGUUCCUGGCGAGCGUCAAUCAGGCGGUGGGGAAGAAGCUGCGGGACAAGGAACUGGAGGUGGAGGCGGUGAACAGGAAGAGCAAGGAGCUGAACGAGCAGAUGAGGCAGGUCGCCAUGGAGGUGCAGUCGUGGCAGUCAGCGGCCAUGUACAACCAGUCGGUCGUGAACACCCUGAAGAACAAGCUGAUGCAAUUGGUGGCGCAGAACACCAACCUCGCGAGAGAAGGCAUGGGCGACAGCGAGGAUGUAGCCUCCAGCCAAAGCCCCGACGCCGGAGGAGACGCCCUGGGUGGUCUCAGGGGCACGGCUACCGUCGGGCUGGGGGCCUGCAGGUGUUGCGGCAGGAAGGAGGCGUCGGUGCUGGUGAUGGCGUGCCGCCACCUCUGCCUGUGCGCCGACUGCGACAAGGUCUCCGACGUGUGCCCCGUCUGCCGGUUCCCCAAGAGCGGCAGCGUGGAGAUCAACAUGUCCUGACAAGGACCUAUGCUAUGCAAGGACGUCGUGUCGACCAAAAUCAUCAUCGGCGGGGCAGGGCGGGGGUAUACACAGUGACUAGUAGAUGGUGUACAUGUCAGCAUACUUUUUCCUUGACUUGGGAUUUCUUCUUCAGAUGGUAAAGGAGGAGAUCAAUAUGUCCUGACAAGGACCUAUGCUAUCGAUCGAAGUUGGCGGGGCGGAGGUAUACACAGUAACUAGUACUAGAUGGUGU
Messenger RNA from Zea mays, 1652 nucleotides. RefSeq names its product putative RING zinc finger domain superfamily protein. The transcript is spliced from 4 exons. Gene Ontology annotation, molecular function: ubiquitin-protein transferase activity. Lineage: Eukaryota; Viridiplantae; Streptophyta; Magnoliopsida; Poales; Poaceae. Bases 347 to 1417 code for a protein of 356 amino acids. The record is from RefSeq and is marked provisional.